CGGGAAGUAAAACGGCUUUGGGAUCCACCAAAUAAUUAAAAUCUGCUAUUCUGUUCGCAACAAAUCCGCAAUUAUAUAUAUUCCUAAUUCGGUCUGCAAGUAGUUUUAGUGUGAGGAGCGUUCGCUCCAGGAGGAGUGGAGCGCUUGGCGAGGAGAAAUUUGUGGAGCUGAACUUACUGGUUGUUGUGAUUUUCUGUAUUUGUUUUGGUAAUGGCGAAGACGGCAUGGGGAGCAGGCGCCUGGGCGGCUGAAUCUGAGAGAGCUGAGGCAGAGAAAAGAGAAGCGAGCCUGCAGAAUUUGGGGGCGGGCGGAGGCGGAGAUGGGGCGGAUAGUUUUCCCAGCUUGGGUGAGGCGGUGGCAAAGACAGCGAAGCAGAAGAAGAAGAAGGGCCAAACGCUGUCUUUUUCUGAAUUUGCUUCGGGGGUUUAUGUUGGCCCCGGUGGGCGGAGCCGCUCUGGUGGCGGAGCCGCCGGAGUGGGAGUGGCUUCGGGACUGACCACGGACGAGCGCAUAUUGCUGCCCACGCGGCCCCGCGAGAGGAGCGCUGCCGAGGAGGCGGAGGGUUAUGGCACUGGUAGGCUUGGGGGUGGGUUUAGGGACUAUGGGCGAAGCAGAGAGGUGGGGCAACUUUCGAAUAGAAGUAGCGCUGGCGGCGGGGGACAGUGGGGUUCGAACAGGAGACCUUUUGAUGAGAAUAAUGAUUACCGUAAACAGCCCAUGCGUAAUGAGGAGAUGGACAUUCCCUCUCGGGCUGAUGAGGUGGACAAUUGGGCGGUUUCUAAGAAAUUGACCCCAUCGCCUCUUUCGAGGCCUGAUUAUGUGGCGUCACGGGCAGACGGCUUUGAUGAUUGGGGCGCAUCCAAGAAGCAAUCUAAUCCUCCAUCUAGGCGAGUUUACGCUGCCACAAGGGCAGAUGAGGUGGAUGACUGGGGUGCAGGGAAGAAAAGUUUGUCUGCAUCGAAUGCACCCCCUUACACUGCUAGUAGAUUUCAGGCUCCAGUUGAUGGAAGGGGGUUUGAAUCGCAACGGUCCGAGGCUAAGCCGAAGGUGAACCCUUUUGGGGCAGCAAGGCCGAGGGAGGAAGUAUUGGCCGAGAAAGGGCAGGACUGGAGGAAAUUGGAUGCUGAAUAUGAGACAAGGAGCAAUACUAGCAGGCCUACCAGUUCCCAUUCUAGCAGGCCGGGGAGCUCUCACUCGAGUCGGCCGCAGAGCCCUUUGAUCAGUUUGCAGAGUCCUUCGAGUAGAAAGCCUAAGGUGAAUCCCUUUGGCGAUGCGAAGCCCAGGGAGAUAUUGUUAGAAUUGCGUGGAAAGGAUUAUCGGAAGAUGGAUUUUGAGCUGGAGCAUAAGGCAAUUGACAGAGCUGAGACGCAGGAGGAACAAAAAUUAAAGGAAGAGAUAAAUGCUUUGAAGAAGCUUGCUGAAGAAACUGUAAGUGGUGAAUCAAAAAUGAAUGGUUUGGAUUCAAGCGAGUCGGCUAUUCAAGAAAAAAUCACCCUUCUAGAAAAAGAGCUGGAACUGCUAAUUAGAGCCCUGGAUGAUAAGGUUCGGUUUGGGAAGAAAAGUGGAGACAGUAGGCCUGGGUCUGCUGCGGGACGACCAUUUGAACAUUUAGAGAAAUUGGGGAAGAAGGAUGGAGAUAGUAGGCCUGGAUCGGCAGCAUCAGGGGGUCCUUUUGAUCAUUUACAGAGACCUUGGAAGAAAGAUGGAGAUAGUAGGCCUGGAUCAGCAGCAUCGGGGGGUCCUUUUGAUCAUUUACAGAGACCUUGGAAGAAAGAUGGAGAUAGUAGGCCUGGAUCUGGAGCAGGACACUCUUUUGAAUAUAUAGAGAGACCUGGGUCUCAAUCUGGCCGGUUUGAUGGUAGCAGGAAUAGUUCAUUUGAAUUGUCUCGAUCAAGAAGAGGUGAAGAUAGAGUUGAUGUAUGGACGAGGCCCAAUGAGGAAAGAAGAGGGAUGCGUAUGGAUAGAGAGAUGAAUUUUCCAGAUAAAAACAGGUCAAUAUCAAGAGAGAGAUGGUGAAUUUUGGCUUUCAAUGUGAUUCAUAGAGCUCUGCAUGUGCACUACUAUUUUUCCUCGUCGGUUUGGCAAGUCCAGAUCAAUGUGCAAAAUAUACACCCCUAGAAAUCGUAUCAGUCAGGAAUAACCCUUCUUUAUGUAAAAUUUGCUGAUGCUAGAGUAUUUUUACUUACAAUUGCUGGUUUUUCUAUAUGCUAUUCUAGUGAAGUUCUUUUUGUUUUUCUCCUCUUCAUUAGGUACGCAAAUGACGGUACUUCAUUCUGUUUUAGAAGAAUCACCCAUUCUUCCAUAAAGCUGGUGUUGUAAUCCAUUUUUUAUUCUGAAAUUCUUUCCAAUUGGAAUCAGCUUCAUGAGCAAAUUGAGCUUGUUGGUACUUUGCAGUUUACGGUGAGACUGUUUCACAUGGAAUGCUAUGUAUUUCAAAGAUGGUCGUAUCUUAUUAUUUUGUAAAUGGAUAUUUUUUAUUAUUUGUUUUCAAAUUUCUAAUUGAAAGAGAAUGCCCAUUUCAGUCA
Cryptomeria japonica (Japanese cedar) is the source of this 2525-nucleotide messenger RNA. RefSeq names its product eukaryotic translation initiation factor 4B1. NCBI's taxonomy places the organism in Eukaryota, Viridiplantae, Streptophyta, Pinopsida, Cupressales, Cupressaceae. The transcript has 3 exons. The record is from RefSeq and is a predicted model, not a curated record. Gene Ontology annotation, molecular function: translation initiation factor activity; mRNA binding. The coding region runs from base 211 to 2016 and encodes 601 amino acids.